Sphaerodactylus townsendi is the source of this 684-nucleotide messenger RNA. RefSeq lists its product as uncharacterized. Bases 1 to 663 code for a protein of 220 amino acids. Lineage: Eukaryota; Metazoa; Chordata; Lepidosauria; Squamata; Sphaerodactylidae. The transcript is spliced from 6 exons. The record is from RefSeq and is a predicted model, not a curated record.
AUGGCAGUGUUUGCACUUGUAUUUGUGUUCAACAGACUGACAGAAUCACCAGCUCCCCAUUUCCCCUAUGACCGAGACCCAGUGAGAAAAACAUUUGCCUCUCAAGUUUUCCAAUCUCGAAAGGAAUUGCCUUCAAACCUGCCAGAUUCUGAAGUAACCCCCUUUUGUUCUGGGAUCUUGGAUGGGAACCACGGCCAGAAAGUCCUCCUGAGCCUCAGCCCUUAUGCCCUCACCUUGGCAUUGUGCCACACAUACUGUUUCACCAGACCAGCCAAAUUAGAGUUUAUAAAUGUUGGACAUGGCGGAAAGGACAGAUGGCAGAGGAAAAAAUAUGUGCUUCGAAAACCACAGAACAUGUUUAACAAACUUCGCAACGUGGUGGGUGGGUGGGCAGACAGUCCACCUAAAAUGGCAUCUGCCAGUGGAAGGGAAUCAAAAGUGGAAGGGAAGAAAGGCACAGACAGGCUGGCAGAUCAGUGCUCCUCUGGAUCAAGAUGGAACUCAGCUAAUUGCUUAGAAUGCAGUUGCAGGGGUGGAGAAAUGUCCUGCUGUUCAAGAUAUGGCGGUACUGCAAGUUCUCCAGGCUGCAAAGCUGUUGUUAAUCCUGAAACAUGCGAGUAUGAAUUCUAUCGCAUUGACGACCCUUCGGAGCCAUGUUUCUGAGCCUCAGCAGCCCAUUCCUUU